AUGAGCUAUGCAAAUAUUGCUACAGUGAGUGGCUUCUCAGACAUGAACCUCAUCAUCAUAAAAGCAACAGCCCCGGAUGACUUGCCUCUGCCUGAAAAGUACAUACAACACCUUUUGAAACUCUUCACCGUUUCUCCGUCUACGUGUCACUCCUUCGCCAUCAGCUUCACUCGUCGAUUUGGAACCACGCGUAGCUGGCGUGUUGCACUCAAGUGUCUCAUUCUUCUUCACCGUUUGCUUCGUUCUGUCCCGGGAAACAGCACCCUCUGGAGUGAACUCUUGUGGACACGUUCCAAUGCCUUGAUUUCUCUCCACCCUUGCCAUUUCAAGGAUGAUUCCUCCUCUUGUCCGGUUUCCUACACAAACUUUAUCAUAUCUUACGCACACCUUCUGGAUGAAGCCCUCAACUGUGUUGCUUUGGAUGACACCAAAAUGGAAGGGCAAGAAGUAGAUGAGAAAGAAGAACCUAUUGCUGAAACGGAAAGUUUUCACGAGAAAUUGAAGGAACUGGGUGAAGUGCUUGAAGUGUUGCCACAACUACAAAGCCUUAUAGAUAGGGUGAUGGCAUGUUAUCCAAUGGGGGUGGCAGCACGAAGUUUUAUUGUGCAGUGUGCCAUGAAACUUAUAAUUCGUGACAGCUUCGUUUGUUACACAAAGUUCAGAAGAGAGAUAGUUGGGGUUUUGGACAAUCUACUUGACAUGCCGUAUAGGAACUGCAUAGCCGCUUUCAACAUUUACAAGAAAGCUGCAGUUCAAACCAAUGAGCUUUAUGAGUUCUACGAGUGGUGCAAGGUAAAGGGUUUGUGUGGUUUGUACGAGUAUCCUUUGGUGGAGCCAAUUCCAUACAUACAAAUCAAAGCUUUGGAAAGUUUUCUGAGUGGCAUGUGGCAGUUAACGGAGUCUUCGUCCCCAACUACCAGCCCUUCAUCAUCUAGUGUGGAAUCUCCUUCAGAUUUCACCGAAAGACAAGUAGUGAUGAGAAGAAACGUUGACAUCAAAGGUGAAGUGUUUGAUGCUGAAGAAGAGAAACCUUUGAUUGAACAAGAAAUAGAAGAUGACGUUAGCUGGGAGACACUUUUGGAAUCCUCUAUUAGUUUUAGCCAUGCUUAUCCGAGGGACUUGUGCAGCUUCUUGUAUCUCCGGGGAUGGAAAGAUGGAUUUGGUAUCGAGCAUCAUAGCAUUAAUGCCAAGGAAGAACACAAGAACGACGAGCAUGCAGAUGACACAAGCACGAGCAACAUAGCUUCUCCCACUUCUACUUACAACCCAUUCUCCGACCCAUAUUAA
Messenger RNA from Sphenostylis stenocarpa, 1287 nucleotides. NCBI's taxonomy places the organism in Eukaryota, Viridiplantae, Streptophyta, Magnoliopsida, Fabales, Fabaceae. The record is from the annotation of a GenBank genome assembly.